Lycium ferocissimum is the source of this 612-nucleotide messenger RNA. RefSeq lists its product as uncharacterized. Gene Ontology annotation, molecular function: RNA-DNA hybrid ribonuclease activity; nucleic acid binding. Bases 1 to 612 code for a protein of 203 amino acids. NCBI's taxonomy places the organism in Eukaryota, Viridiplantae, Streptophyta, Magnoliopsida, Solanales, Solanaceae. The record is from RefSeq and is a predicted model, not a curated record. The transcript has a single exon.
AUGGCCAGAACCACCAUCACCAUUAAGUGGGAACCUCCAGACCAUACUCCUCUUAAGCUCAAUACUGAUGGAGCAUGCCAAGGAAACCCAGGAGUAGGAGGCAUAGGAGGAGUCUUUAGAGAUAAAAGUGGAAACUGGGUUUUAGGCUAUAUGAAAGGACUUCCACAUACCACUAAUAAUCUUGCUGAACUAACGGCUAUCAUGCAGGGACUCAGAUUGGAACAUAAUCUAAAGCCUUUAGAGAUCAACACUGAUUCAACUGAAGUAAUUAAAAUGAUAAAUGAAGGACACUUGCCUUAUAGCUCUAUAAUUUCUUAUUGCAGAUGCUUGAUGAGAGAGCUGGGAUGUCCGGUGGUAAAGCAUAACUAUCGAGAGCAGAACAAGGUGGCAGACCUGUUAGCCAAGGAGGGGGGAAAGCAGCAGCUUUCUGAAGGGAUGGAUAUCCUGGCAGUUCCGCCAAUGUUUGUUAGGCAAGUUUUUGAAGCAGACAGGGUGAGAAUUGCCUUUAACCGUAAUAUUUUGUUACGUAACACCUAUAAAGGUGCUCAAAUCAGACAAUCUAAUGGCUCCAAUGCCAUUAACUCUUUUGUAUCCUCUGUAGAUAUAAUGUAA